CUCUUUAAAUAGGACAGAUUCCUGGCUUUUUCUCUUCAAUCUAGUCGAGACUUUCUUAUUCUUUUCACCAAGUUCUUGCACUAAAAUGGCUUCCCUCUUCUCUCUAUCUUUCUUACUCAUUUUCUCUUUGUACAUCAGCUUUGCUUCUGCAACUAUUCCACAUCUUGAUGAUCUACUGGAAAAUGGAGACUUCGAGGAAGGGCCAAGGCCAUCAGAUCUAAACAAAACAGUGAUUGUUGGCAAAUACUCCUUGCCCGAAUGGGAAAUCAGUGGUAUAGUGGAGUGGGUAUCCGGUGGGCCCCAGCCAGGUGGCUUCUACUUCCCGAUCCCUCGUGGGGCCCACGCGGUUCUGUUAGGGAAUGAGGCUUCCGUCUCUCAGCAUGUGCAUGUGAAGCCAAACACGAUAUAUUCCCUCACAUUUGGAGCCACCAGGACUUGUGCUCAAGAUGAGGUCCUUAAGGUGUCGGCUGGAGGCAUGUCAAGUGAUCUUCCCAUUCAGACACUGUACAGUGCCGAUGGCGGUGACACUUACGCGUGGGCUUUCGAAUCUACAUCUGAUUUUAUUGAGAUCAUAUUUCACAACCCUGGUAUACAAGAAGAUCCAACAUGUGGACCACUUAUAGACCAUGUUGCAAUCAAGGAAAUGCCUAUGGCAACAUAUACUAAAGGUAACUUGGUGAAAAAUGGUGGAUUUGAACUUGGUCCUCAUGUAUUCAAGAACUUCUCGACAGGGGUGCUUGUCCUGCCUUUGAAACAAGACAAGUACUCACCAAUCCCUGGAUGGAUGGUUCAGUUCAUGAAACCAGCGAAAUACAUCGACUCGAAGCAUUUCUUAGUGCCUUCAGGAAAUGCAGCAGUUGAAUUAAUAGGAGGAAGGGAAACAGGCAUUGCACAGAUCGUAAGGACAGUCCCCAAACAAUUCUACAACCUGACUUUCACAAUUGGCGAUGCAAACAAUGACUGCCACGGAUCAAUGACAGUUCAAGCAUUCGCUGGCAAGGCGAGUACAGAAGUUUCCUUUGUAUCACAAGGAAAGGGGUGGUUCAAGACUGCAAUCCUCGAGUUCCAAGCAGAUAAAACUAGGACAACAAUAGCUUUCUAUAAUCCAUUCUAUCACACAAAAAUAUAUGACUUUGGUCACAUGUGCGGACCUGUCAUCGAUGAUGUCAGUCUCGUUCAUGUCCGAAAAUAAGCAGAAGGAAUUGACCGUACUCAGAGAAGGUCAAUUUCAAGACAAGUUUUAAUACAAACACUUUUUUCUCUUUUCAAGCAGGUGAACACGUGUGAAAAAGGAUAGUGAAAUGAAAUCUAUCAUUGUUUUUAUGUCUUUUAAGUUUUUCAGUCUGAACAAGAAUGAUAUACCCAAUAAAAGUAGUAAAAUCCCUUUCUUGUUUCCUUCUAGAAGUCACAAAGUGCUCAAUAAAAAAUUAAGAUGUCACUCAUGUUCUA
Lycium ferocissimum is the source of this 1449-nucleotide messenger RNA. Its product is annotated as protein DUF642 L-GALACTONO-1,4-LACTONE-RESPONSIVE GENE 2-like. NCBI's taxonomy places the organism in Eukaryota, Viridiplantae, Streptophyta, Magnoliopsida, Solanales, Solanaceae. Bases 86 to 1192 code for a protein of 368 amino acids. The record is from RefSeq and is a predicted model, not a curated record. The transcript is spliced from 3 exons.